GCUGUUGAAAACCGAGAGAGCAUACCUCUUCCUCUCUGUGCAGAUCUAGUCUUGCGCAUUGUUCGUGUCCACCAGCAGCUUGUCCUUGUAUCAGGACUGACGUUCCCCUAUUAUCAGCGACGGGGCUGUUGGGCAUACAAGGGAGCUGUGAAGGCUCAGAAGAGUUGCUGUGAAGGUCACCGGCAGCGACAUUCAUCCCUCUUACCGGACAAUUGGACAGAUCUGGCAGAUCUGGCCGUGCCCUGUGUCCGGCGUUGUUGCUGUUGUGCGUACAUGGGCCUGUUGACAUAUCGGAGGAUUAGAAGUUUGGCUCGAACUCGCCUUCCACUGUUUCUCUGCCCAGAUCUAUGCUGCCCCUGUCCGGCAUCCAAAUCGCUGGAGAAUGAAGAACCAGCCUUACCAUGUAUGCUGUGACUGGUGCGAUCAGCUCUUGUGGGCAGCCUAUGGCGCAGAGAUGAGGCAGAGGUGUUGCUAUCGUUACCAGUCUUCUCUCUUCUAAGAUCUAAGCCCGUGGGUAGUUGAAGGACAUAGACAAUUACGUUUGACUUUAAAGUGAGCCGGCCAAGUAUUUUAGGUAUUGGCCUCGUUAAGAUCCAGAACCUCUCCUCACCUCAUUUCUUAGAUAGGCCACACCACACCAACCUUUAUUUUUCUUAAGGUGAGAGAGAUUUCUGGAAGUAGUGAGCUUCCUAGCUAUGGCAAUCUCAGCAGCCGGAUCGAGUAGUGAUGAUGCUGCACCAGCAUCACGAGGCGAGUACAAUGUGUUCCUGAAUUUCAGAGGAGAGGACACUCGUCAUGGAUUUACAGAUUUCCUCUACAAUGACUUGAAUGCUGCGGGAGUCCACGUGUUCAGGGACGAAGAAAAACUCCCGAUUGGUGAAGUGAUUAGUGAGGAACUUAAACAAGCUAUCAAGAACACCAGAAUCUACAUACCAAUCUUCUCUGAGACUUAUGCUUCCAGUAAAUGGUGCCUUCGUGAGUUGAAGCUCAUGAUAGACAAUGUCUUUGAAUCAGAGGAUAAAAAAAGUAUCCUUCCCAUUUUUUUCCACGUGGAAUCUGACGAUGUCAAACUCAAGAAACCAUUAUAUGAAGCUGAUCUCAAGAAACACGAGGAGAACUUUCGUGAUGAAGUCGAGGGAUGGAAAGGAGCUCUUAUAAAGGUAACUGAACGCAAGGGAUGGGUCGUGACAAAGGACCAAAGGUAAUACUCUUUAAUGAUCCCUACAUCCUUCAUAUUUUUUCUGUUUUAGGGGAACGUUGCACUUUUCUUAACGGAUGAUAUUGAAAACAAACUCCAAUUGCUGCUCUCAUUCAACUUUUCAUCCUCUGCUAUUAACAUCUUCCCCAAAAUUUUCCCCUACUGUGUCAGUAAACUUCGAUACCUUUCAUCCUCUUAGAAAGGUAACUUCAUUCCUGUCAACCAUUUUUUUCCUCUUCCCGUCUCAUAAGGUUACGAAAUAUUCGAGAGCACCCAUUGGCAUUUGCUAUUUGGGAUGGUUACCAAAAUCAACUUCAAAUUUUGCACCCGUAGUGAUCUGCAUUCUCAGUAGCUUCGACCCAGAAAAUAGAUUUUU
Messenger RNA from Eucalyptus grandis, 1574 nucleotides. Its product is annotated as toll/interleukin-1 receptor-like protein. The transcript has 2 exons. Bases 696 to 1205 code for a protein of 169 amino acids. Gene Ontology annotation, biological process: signal transduction. The record is from RefSeq and is a predicted model, not a curated record. Lineage: Eukaryota; Viridiplantae; Streptophyta; Magnoliopsida; Myrtales; Myrtaceae.